Molecule: messenger RNA, 838 nt
Organism: Rhea pennata
Lineage: Eukaryota; Metazoa; Chordata; Aves; Rheiformes; Rheidae
Gene: GEMIN6
Product: gem nuclear organelle associated protein 6
Exons: 3
Coding region: 6-620 (204 amino acids)
Biological process (GO): spliceosomal snRNP assembly; spliceosomal complex assembly
Cellular component (GO): SMN complex; nucleus
Source: RefSeq, a predicted model, not a curated record
CGCGCAUGCGCGCGAGGCGUCGGCGUUGGCGUGGCGCGCGCCCUCUGGGGCAGGGCGGGCAGCAGUUGCCACGGCGACGGCGGGAGCCGGCGGUGAAGGUUCUAAACGUAGAAAAUAUGAAUGACUGGCAAAGGAAAAGCCCUCUAGACUGGCAAACAUAUGUGAACAAACAAGUGAAAGUUGCAGCAGCUGAGAAAAACGAAUAUGAAGGAUGGGUCUUAACAGUUGACCCAGUUUCUGCUAAUAUUGUCCUUGCAAAGUUUCCAGAGAAUGAAAAGGUGGUAAUCUCAGUUGUCUUGGGCCAUGCUAUCCAGGAGGUCCAAAUACUUAAAGAAGCGGACGAUGACAUGAAGGAACGACUUUCUCGCUUAUUCAUGCCUGAAGAGAGCAAAGCUUACAGCCCAGAAGAGCUGGAAAAGAAGAAGAAAAACUUGAAGACUUGGCUAGAAACAAAUCACAUCCCUGUAACAGAGCAAGGUGAAUCAGGAGGAACGCUGUGCGUCGCAGGUGUAUUAACUGUUGACCCACCAUAUGGCCCAGAGGAGUGCAGCAGCUCCAAUGAGAUUAUUCUGUCUCGAGUUCAAAGCCUGAUACAGGGCUAUCUUGAAAAACAACAGUGAUGUCUGCUGUUUAACGCGUUUAUAUUCAGGCAUGGGUCUACAUGUCCCGUUUUAAGAACUGUCUUGGAUAUCUAUAUUUACUGUAUGCAAAACUGCUGGGUUUAGGUGUUUUUGUUGAGUGUUGUAUACUAAGAAAAGGAUGAAACAAGCAGUGUAAACUAAAAGCAGGAAGCAUUUUUGCAUGUACUUUUAUUAAAAGCAAGCACUGGAUAAUUAAA